This is a messenger RNA of Penicilliopsis zonata CBS 506.65, 2264 nucleotides long. RefSeq lists its product as hypothetical. NCBI's taxonomy places the organism in Eukaryota, Fungi, Ascomycota, Eurotiomycetes, Eurotiales, Aspergillaceae. The transcript is spliced from 3 exons. The record is from RefSeq and is a predicted model, not a curated record. Bases 108 to 2177 code for a protein of 689 amino acids.
UCUGCAGUAUGGUUGUUCUUUAUAUAGUCGUAGUGCUCUCUAGUAGUCGUAGAGCGGUGUCUUACAGUGCGUCUUCAUUGUCUAAUCCAGUCUUGUCUAACGUGGACAUGAACAGCCCCUUCGAGGACAUCGUCGUCCCCGGCCACCUGCUGGCCACGACAGGCCAUACCUGGUACCCGGGAUGGGAGCCCGCUCAGCCUCCCCCAGACGAGCAAGAGACCCCCCGACUGAGCCGAUCGUCCAGCUUCAGCCAGCUUCCAGAGCAGCUGCCCCGUCCCCCGCAGCCGCUCCGCCGCCGCGCCCGGAGCAGCCCGCUCACCCGAGUCCUCCUGACCGCGUCCCCGCCCCCCGCCUCCCGCCCGUCCCGCCCGGCCCGCUCAUCCCCAAGUCCACCGUCUCCGAUCUACGAAACCCCGAUCCAUUCCUCGAUGCACUCCGAUGCCUCCGAGGAAGAGAACGACGAGAUGAAUGAGAAGAACUCGAACGUGAUCCGUGCGGCGCACCUGUCCUCCAUGCUGAACAACAGCCAAGCGCCUGCGCGCCUACCGCAGCGCAGCCUGAGCAAACGGCUGGCCGCCCGCGCGCAGCGCAUGGACGUGUACGCGCUGUACGAACAGGCGAAGAAGGGCGGCGCCUCACUGCAGCGGCACUGGUCGGUCCAGUUCCUGCUCGAAUACACGGGCUACGCGCUGCUCCUGGCGUUCGUGUACUUUGUGCUCAUUGGCGUCCCGCUCUGGAACGGUGCCGUGUACUGGCUGUACUGGGUGAUCAAGACCCGGUUCGCCGUCGAGGGCGGCUGGGCGUGCAUCCUGGGGUUGUCGACGCUGUACGCCUUCUCGCCUCUGCUUAUUGCCUUUGAGCCUGCGCCGUCGCGCUACAUCGCCGACGCGGAGCGGCAUUCCGUCGAGAACACCGCCCUGCUCAUCCCCUGCUACAAGUCGGAGGCCAUUCUGGGUCCCACGUUGGAAGCUGCGCGGCGCAUCUUCCCCGCCGACCACAUCUUCGUGAUUGCCAACGGGAACAGCGCCACCCCGCUCGAUAACACAGAGCACGUCUGUCGGCUGUACGGCGUGCAUCAUGUGUGGUCGCCCGUGGGGUCGAAGAUCAUCGCGCAGUUCGUCGGCUGUUACGCAGCCAGCCGGUUCGCCAACGUGCUGCUGAUCGACGACGACUGUCUGCUCCCUCCUUCGUUCCCUGUGGUCAGCGACCGGCUGGUGGGCAGGGUGCAGUGCGUCGGGUACACGAUCAAGAGCGUCGGGCCCAACUCCUCGCGCGGGACCUGGUGCCAGCAGGCCCAGGAUGUGGAGUACAAGAUCUCGGGCCUGCAGCGGGCGUUUGCGGGGAAGAUCGGCAGCGCGAUCUUCCCCCACGGGGCAAUCUCCCUGUGGAACCGCGAGUUUCUCAAACGCACGUUCCACGAACACCCGGGCUUCAGCGUCUCCGAGGACUGGUUCUUUGGCGAUAGCUGUCGCCGUCUGGGCGGCCGCAUCACCAUGUGCAGCGCCAUCUUCGUCGAGACCGAGACCCCCUCGGCGGUCUUCUUCAGCGACGGCGGCAGUCGCGGCGGCUUUGGCGAGAUGACCAUCUUCAAGCAGCGCUUUCUACGCUGGAACUUCUUCUUCGUCAACGGCAUGUGGUACAAUCUCAAGUAUAUCCUCGGCAGCUGGUCUCUGGGCUGGUGGGAAAUUGGCACCAAGAUCUUUGUUUUUCAAGAGGUCUAUGAAACAAUUCUCUACCUUCUCACCCCCUUCAUUCUCCCCAUCUCCUUCUUCGUGAGGCCGGGCUUCUGUGGCAUGAUGUUCGGCAUCACCGUGGGCAUGUACCUGCUUAAUGUGCUCAUCUUCAACGAACUCCAUCUCCGCUGGAAGCGCGAGCGAGUGAGCUGGGGGAUUCUAUUAUUCUACUACACCCCAUAUAAACUCAUGUUGACGCUGAUCAACGUCGCAAGCUGCUAUUGGUCGCUCUACCGCUACGCCCGCUACUUUGCCCGCCGCCAUCCCAAGGUCGUCGAGGACGUCAAGGCGAUCGAGGUGGUUCUGCGGCUGGAGGGAAUCAACACAUCCACCACUUCGCUGGGGCAGACUCUCACCGUCGCCCAGGUCAAGGGCGGAGGCAAUACCUAUGCGCCAGAGGCUGUCUAUCAGUUCACGCGGGAUCGACGCCGGCUGCGCAAGUAAGCUAUGAUAUAUCAUUGUAACAUUACGGGUCGUAUUAUAGCGUCUAGAAGUACAGAAACAGGAUUGAAUAAAGUCAAUAUAUCCCAC